AUGUCAGGACCGAGUGACAAGGCUCGUUUUUACCUCGAACGGUCAGUUCCCCAACUACAGGAAUUCAAGGAGAAGAAGAUAUUUACUGGAGAAGAAAUUCGGAAUAUAGUCAAGAAGCGCUCCGAUUUCGAACACAAAAUUCUUGGGAGAGGAACACGACCAGUAGAUUUUGCUCGAUAUGCCGCCUGGGAGAUGGGGCUUGAAGAAUUGCGAAAGAAACGGUGUAAACGUUUAAACAUAAAGAGCACCGCGUAUGGUGGGCAAUCAAGAAUACUCAAGAUAUUUGAUCGGGGCACAAAGAAACACCCAGGAGAUGUUGCUCUCUGGCUAUCAUACUUAGACUACACUAGGGCAUGCAAGGCAAUCAAAAAAUUUAGGGCUAUCAUGACCUCAGUGAUUCGUCUCCACCCUACAAAGCCUGAGUUGUGGAUUUUAGCAGCCAAGUAUACUUGGGAGUCAGAGGCAGAUAUAAAUGGGGCAAGAAGUUUUAUGCAGAGAGGUACUAGAUUUUGUACAAGUAACAGCGAAAUUUGGAUCGAAUAUGCGAAACUUGAGAUGAUAUAUCUUGCCAAAAUCACCAACCGCAGCAAGGUCCUUCAAAAAGGUAGAGAUGGAUAUUCAGAAAAUAAUGGAUAUGAUGCGAGUACAACAAGCAAUUCGGCAUUCGACGCCUCUCAAGACGUAGUUGCGAUACCCGACUUCCACCCUGACAACAUGCAAUCGGAAACAACGGAUAGUGCCAAAGUUAAUCCUGACGUUAUAAAUGAAAUUAUGAGCACUCCAGCACUCAACGGUGCUAUACCACUGGCAAUAUUCGACAAAAGCUGCGAGCAACCAUUCAUCUGUGCCUCGGUCUCUGUAGAUUUCUUCAAUAUGUUUGCUAGCUUUCCACAGAUUCAAUGUAUUCUAAAGAUUCUACAACACGUUGUAUCAUUUAUGCUUAAAAAUUAUCCAACGGAUAGUAGCGUACGAAGCUGUUAUACGAGAGAACCGCUCAUUGGACUUAAUCACAAAACACCCGAAUUUCCGGCAGCGCUUAGCACUAGCUUGCAUCGCAUAACUGAGUCUAUAGAGAUCGUAUCGGACAAAGCUAAUUAUUCAAAGCUUACAAAAGUCUGGCUUGAGCAGACUUUAGCGCUUGAUGAUCUAGACUGUGCAAUACAAACUGUCAUUAAACACACGUUAAGCACUAUUGAUGAGGCCUCAGAAAUUGUUGUUUCGUAA
Molecule: messenger RNA, 1224 nt
Organism: Blumeria graminis f. sp. triticale
Lineage: Eukaryota; Fungi; Ascomycota; Leotiomycetes; Helotiales; Erysiphaceae
Source: the annotation of a GenBank genome assembly